This is a messenger RNA of Homarus americanus (American lobster), 2917 nucleotides long. Its product is annotated as lactosylceramide 4-alpha-galactosyltransferase-like. The transcript has 6 exons. The record is from RefSeq and is a predicted model, not a curated record. Gene Ontology annotation, biological process: glycosphingolipid biosynthetic process. Bases 1822 to 2838 code for a protein of 338 amino acids. Gene Ontology annotation, molecular function: hexosyltransferase activity. Lineage: Eukaryota; Metazoa; Arthropoda; Malacostraca; Decapoda; Nephropidae.
GGUGGUGGUAGUCUGUGCUCUGAGACCGUAAGAGGCAGUGAUGUUCUCCUGUCUCUCAUUCUUCUCUGAGUGCUGCAAAGGCUCUAAAGACAUGUGUGGUGAAAGUCAGAGAGAGCUAGUGAUGAACCGGUGACGCUGUUGUGGUGAUGAAAGUAGUGGUGAUGAAAGUAGUGGUGACGUCAGGCUGGAAACUUAUGUCCUCACUACUAAGAAUCAUCGUGGCUGCAUGGUGGAACAGUUCCUCAAGUGGUGGUUGUGAAAGUGACAUUUCGUUGACUGUAUUGGAAGGACGAAUCAUUAUUCACAGAGGCGAGUACUACCAGACGUGACGUUUUUAAUUAGGACAGGAAACACUGACGCCAUAUCACGGUGUGUAGAUUCAUGUACACUGAUAACUAGCUGCAAUGUCAUGUUAGUGGUGUAAGUGUAGUUCAAAACGACACUACCAAAUCGACGGACUUACCACACCUGACACAAUUUAAUUAACCAGUGUAGCGUUGGAUAAUUCACUAACCCUUCAAGGUGACCAUUAACCACUUAAGACACAGUCAAACUAUCGAAAAAGAAAACAAAUGAGUGUUAGUCGUUAAGAGCAGUGAAACAAUAUUGAUCGAAAAAAGAAAAAACAAAAUCAUCAGAUCACUCAAGAAUACAUAAGAACACUGGAAAUUCAUCACAAUAUUUGUCGAAGCAUCAGAAUCUCUUAUAGGUUUAAUGCAGAAGGAAAAAGAAACUGUUCACUAUAUUCUUCCUCAUCGUACUCACUUAUCUCAGACUAGAGCGUUUGGGUAACUUGUAUAACCAGCCGAGACAACAGGUGACGCUAUCAGAAAAAAAAAUCAAGAAAAAGUGUAGUAACCUGAAGAAAAAAUAACAAUUCAAUAAAAAAAAAGAAAAAAACGUAUUUUAAGGAAGAAAAGAAUAUUCUUAUCUAUUCUAUACGACGACGAUAAGAUAAAUAAUGCGCAAGUUUAAUAAAUGUAAAACUAUUAUCAGGGGUGAAAAUAUUAUCAAGGCUUUAAUGGAAUUCCUUUAGGCAUUGGUAUAUAAGGAAUUAUAUAGCUAGAAAAUAAGAAGGAAAAAAUAACAGGUGAAAUUAUUUCCUUCACGUGAGACAAAACAAAAGAUAUCAAGACCGAACUAGUGAAAAAAAUAUUCUAGAAAUUAUUACACGAAAACCAUAGGUGAUUAUAAUUAUUCACAAAUUAUCAAGAACGAACUCGUAAAAGAAAAUUCCGUAAUCAUUCACAAAUUAUUAAACCCAAACUGGUAAAAAAAAAAAAAAUAAACACUAAAAGCAAAGCAAAUUUGAUUCCGUAAUUUUUUCACUUAUUUUUUUAGUGUGUGCCAUGAAAGAGCUUCAUAAACAGUGUAGAAAUGAUUAAAGAGCCUGUAAAGAGGAUUACCUGGAGUAAGAGGUGUUAAAGAGUGUGUUGGAUGACCACUGAGCCCUAUUGUUACCUCAGACUAACCUGAAAUUACGGAAAAAAAAAAUAAUCUGUAAGGUUUUGAGGUCGUUUGUGCGCGCGCGCGCGCGUGUGUGUGUGUGUGUGUGUGUGUGAGGCUGAAAUUAAUUAAGCAGAACUGCUAUCCUGUGAAAAGGUCAAUAAGAUUUGCUGUUAAUUAAAAAUACCUUCGGAAUUAUUUAUACACCUUGAGAACGAAUCAGUCAAAACAAAAUAUUGACACACGUAUUAAGGAUUACGGCACCAGUUCCUCGCCUCGCUCACCUGUGACAUGAAGACAGAACGAAUGAGUCUUGUGUCUCUCGGAUAUGAUGUGACGUCCAGGAGCCACGAGACCUGAAGAAGGAAGAGCAACAUGAGACUCACUCGACGCAGAAAGGUGUUGAUGCUGUUGAUGGGCUGGAUGAUAGUCACCUUCAGUACCUGGCUCCUUCAUUACGGCACCAACGUCCAUGACCUGGUCAGUGACUCACAGCAGGAGCCUUCGUCAGGAUGGCUGUGGUCGGAGGCUCAGGUGAUACUGGAGGUGGGGGAGCCUGCGAGGGAGGGCAUCCUACUACUGGAGGGGUACGGCUACCCGCGCCUCACUUUCAGGAUGUGGUGCGCCGUCGAGUCUGCCGCCCGCGCCCACCCACACCUUCCUGUCUCCCUUCUGAUGACCUCCCCCGUCAUUAAGGACUCCUCACUCCUCCAUAACUUGACGGGACACUUGAAGAACAUCCACCUCCUCCACCUCAACACCACCCACCUGUUCCAAGGCUCUCCCCUUCACACCUGGUACCAGCAAAGGAAAUGGAGAGAGAGUUUCUGGCCUCUAUCUCACUUCAACGACGCGGUCCGUUGGCUGCUACUCUGGAAGUACGGAGGCGUGUACCUAGACCUCGACGUGAUGGUGUUGCGUCCUCUCACACGCCUCCCCAACUGCACGGCGCUGGAGUCCAGGAAGUAUGUGGCCGCGGGCGUGCUCAAAUUCACCCCCAACCACCCACUGAUGCGGGCGUGCUUGGACUACUUCGCCCAGAAUUUCGACGGGACGGUGUGGGGUGGGAACGGGCCAGAGCUGCUGACACAGGUGUUGAUAGACAGGUGUGGGCUAGAGCUGUCCACUGGCCGUGUUCCCCGAUGCCCUGAUGUGACUGUCUUACCCUCAAGAGCCUUCUACCCAAUAGCGUGGUGGGAGUGGCGGCGGUACUUAGAGGAUGACGCUCGACUGGCAGAUGACCUCCUGGAUGACCCCAAAGUGUACGCCCUCCACAUGUGGAACCUUCACACCCGCCACGUUCCCGUUCUUCUCACCUCCCAGCAACCCUACGCCCGCGUCGCCAACGCCCACUGCCCCAUCACCGCCGCCCACGCCGGCCUGCUCAUGUGAGGUGGUGUAUCUCACUGCUUACAUUACUUGUGCCCCAUACCCAGUCAAAUGCUUUCGAUAUAUAUAUAUAUAUAUAUAU